Corythoichthys intestinalis (scribbled pipefish) is the source of this 2713-nucleotide messenger RNA. RefSeq names its product diacylglycerol O-acyltransferase 1a (gene dgat1a). The transcript is spliced from 17 exons. Gene Ontology annotation, cellular component: endoplasmic reticulum membrane. Gene Ontology annotation, biological process: triglyceride biosynthetic process. The coding region runs from base 343 to 1890 and encodes 515 amino acids. The record is from RefSeq and is a predicted model, not a curated record. Lineage: Eukaryota; Metazoa; Chordata; Actinopteri; Syngnathiformes; Syngnathidae. Gene Ontology annotation, molecular function: diacylglycerol O-acyltransferase activity.
CCAAGAAACGAAUAGCCAACAAUUAUUUUGCAGAACACCAAUUUUAGCAUUUACUGUGCCGAUGUUAAAUUGUCGUGUGUUGAUUAGUAAUUGGGUGAACGAGGAGAAGCCACUCGAAAAAUAAAUUGAGAAGGGGAUGUAUGCUGACAUCGGGCAACCCGUUGGUUAAUUGCCCCUCGAGCUUGAUAACGAGGUUAUGAAUCACGCCUCCCAUGCUUCAGCGCGUACACUUCUUCUGGUGACUUGGCGCUUGUAGCCGCGUCACGCGUGUGGUGCGUGGGCCACCGACAAGCUAAGGACACCGGUGGCAUGUCCGGGGAGAUGAACACUGCGUGAACCGGGAUGAGUGACCGAGCCGAGAUGAGAGGGCCCGGAGCCCGACAAAGGAGGACGACUAUUACUGGCAGCGUCAAGCAGCAAGCCAACGGCGGCAAGUCGCACACUAGCGCCGUUGGGGACAAAUCAAUGCCGUAUCCUGGGAGGAAGACCGAGGUAACGGCCAGGCGUCUUAAUAACAACGACGGAAAGGCGGCUAGAGAACUGGGCCAGCAAUCUGCAGAUAAAAACAGCACGCCGGUUAGUCCAGUGGACGAAAUAAGCGAGGGACUCAGCUGCCAUGUCCAGCAGGAGUCCCUUCUCAGCUCUGCCAGUGGCUUUAGUAACUACAGAGGAAUCCUCAACUGGUGUGUUGUCAUGCUGGUGCUGAGUAAUGCACGCCUCUUCCUGGAGAACAUAAUAAAGUAUGGUAUUCUGGUAGACCCCAUACAGGUGGUGUCCCUCUUCUUGAAAGACCCUUAUAGCUGGCCAGCUGCCUGCCUCAUUAUUGUUUCCAACGUUUUCAUAUUGGCAGCUUUGUAUACAGAAAGACGUCUCGCUGUGGGAACUGUGUCCGAAACCAUCGGCUUGAUUCUUCACAUAUUCAACCUGACCUCACUACUGAUUUUUCCUUCCGCAACUGUCCUCUCUGUCACCUCUAUUACCCCUGUGGGAGGAAUUCUUUCCUUGGGAAUUUACACAGUGCUGUUCCUCAAGCUGUACUCCUACCAGGACACCAACAGGUGGUGCCGCGAGAUCAGACAAGCCAAAGCCAAGAGACUGACCCGCUCCUACUCAUGCCCAUCUGUGGCUCAGUCCAAUGGAUCAGCAGUGCACACAAACGUGUCCUACCCUGGGAAUCUCACACACAGAGACAUGUACUACUUUGUGUUUGCCCCGACACUCUGCUACCAGCUGAACUUCCCACGCUCGCCCCGGAUACGCAAGCGCUUCCUCCUCAGGAGACUCUUUGAAAUGUUGUUUUUCAUGCAACUGCUGGUGGGGCUAAUACAGCAGUGGAUGGUUCCAACAAUACAAAACUCAAUGAAGCCGUUCCAGGAAAUGAACUUUUCUCGAAUGGUGGAACGUCUGCUAAAGUUGGCAGUCCCCAACCAUUUAAUCUGGUUAAUCUUCUUCUAUUGGUUCUUCCACUCGUCCAUGAAUUUCGUGGCUGAGCUGCUGCAAUUCGGGGACCGGGAGUUCUACAGAGACUGGUGGAACUCUGAGAGCGUCACCUACUUCUGGGCCAAUUGGAACAUCCCAGUUCACAAGUGGUGCCUGAGACAUUUCUACAAGCCGAUGUUGAGGAGAGGUGUCAACAAACUAGUUGCUCAAAGCGCCGUCUUCCUGUUGUCUGCCUUUUUCCACGAGUAUUUGGUGAGCGUCCCGCUGAAGAUGUUCCGACUCUGGGCCUUUAUGGGCAUGAUGGCUCAGGUUCCUCUUGCUUGGUUCGUCGGGCGCUUCCUGAACGGUAUCUACGGCAACGCGGCUGUUUGGAUGUCGCUCAUCAUCGGCCAACCUGUGGCCGUGCUGAUGUACGUGCAUGACUACUACAUCCUGCACUAUAGCACAUAACAUGGAAGGACCAAACCGAUUCGAAGUUGUUGUUUUUUUCUUUCAAAUGAGUGGCCAAAGAUUGGGGGACAUGAAGCAAAACGUUUUCUCAACUAGCAAUGCAAGGUUCAAAGUAAACUGUGUAAUAAUACAUGACUUCUCUAUGUUUUUUUGCCUUUCUAGUUUUGUGUAAAACAUGCAAUAACAUGCUAUCCUUUGUUUCAUUGAUUUGCGUGGUGGUUGAACAACCAGCGAUAGCUUCAGCACUUUAAAGAGAUGCAUGCACUCAACUUGAACUAUAUUUCUAUAAAUGUUUGUAUUUUUGUCCUCCGCUUAAAACAAUUAAACCAGUUUUCCCCCAACCUUUACGCCAAAGCACAUAUUUGACAUUAGAAAGUAUAUAGUGUUCUGGCAAUACAUAGUUGAACAAAGAUUAUUUAUAAUGAUUUUUUUUUUUUUUACAUGGUUGGUGAAAUCAGAUUAUUUUGGCACUGGUUGGGAUGAACUGAAAUGAGUUGCUUUAUAUUAAUUUUUUUGUCCAAAUGAAUAACUGGUGGCACUGUCCUUUAAUCUGAAACAUUUCAGGGAACGUUGUGUGAAAUAAUAAAGAAGCAGGGCUGGUAUUCAUUUAUAAUAAAAGAAAGUGCCUGCUUGUUUUACAGUUGAAAAGAGGCCAAAUAAUUUGUACAUUUGGUUCACCAAUGGAGAUUUAAUAGCCAUUUGUGAAGUAUUUCAUAAAAUAUGCACGAAAAGAUGUAGCUUGUUAAACUGCCUUUUAAAAACAAACAUGUCAGUUGAAUGUUUUGUGUAUUCAAUUCAAAUUAAAAUGUUUUGGUAAUGUAAA